GUUUUCUGUUUAGCUUCACCUGAAGUCUGGCUACCAGCAACGAAGAUGGUACCCCACGCAACCACCCCUCCUCCAGCUGCUCAUAGCAACCCUCCCCAUCCUAUUAUCGUCAUAUCUUCUUCAAGAGCAGUCGUUGCAGGACGGCUCACCGGGGCAACAAUUGUUAUCUCGAACACGACGGGAAAAGUCACAUCUAUUUUUCACUCAGUUCUUCCGCCAACUGACUUCCCAGAAGGGACUCCGUACACUGACUAUUCACCCCUCAUCCUACUUCCUGGUCUUGUUGAUGCACAUGUUCAUCUUAACGAGCCAGGCCGCACAGAAUGGGAAGGCUUCUGGACUGGCACACGUGCUGCCGCAUUCGGAGGUGUAACAACCGUUGUUGACAUGCCUCUCAAUGCCAUCCCACCUACAACCACUGUCGAGAAUUUCAAGACUAAAAUCGAUGCCGCGAAGGGCAAGUGCUGGGUCGACGUCGGUUUCUAUGGAGGUGUAAUCCCAGGUAAUGUUAGUGAGCUUAAAGGUCUUGUCAAGGAAGGUGUCAGGGGCUUCAAGGGUUUCUUAAUUAACAGUGGGGUUGAAGAGUUUCCGGCUGUGACCUCCACGGACAUCGAGCUGGUCUUGACCGAGCUAAGAGACUCAGCAACGACCCUUAUGUUCCACGCCGAAAUGAUUCCCCCAAUCACCGCCUCCGUUGGCGACGAUGUCCAGCACUCCAUGCCACCUCUUGCUCCCUCCGGCCCGUUGACUUACUACUCAACAUUCCUGGACUCACGCCCACCGUCAUUUGAAACCUAUGCUAUUGCCGAGAUACUCUCUCUUGCUCAUCUUGCCCCAGAUCUCGCACUCCACAUCGUGCAUCUUUCAGCCAUAGAAGCGAUUCCUCUUCUGCGCGAAGCCCGCAGUAAAGGCAUCAAGAUCACCGCAGAGACUUGUUUCCACUACCUUUCCCUCACAGCCGAGAGCAUCAAAGAUGGUGACACGCGACACAAAUGUUGCCCGCCAAUCCGGUCGCAGUUCAAUCAAGACGGCCUCUGGGAAGAGCUGCUCCAAGACCAAACCGACGGCGUCAUCAAAACGGUAGUAUCAGACCACUCGCCUUGCACUCCUAACAUUAAACUCCUUCCUAAAGCCUUCGCGCCUAAGAGAGAAAGCCACUGUAAAGAAGGCCACAACAGGGACUGCGAGAGUUGCGCAGACUCAGAUGUCGAGGAAGAGGGUCCGGAGGAGAAGGGUGAUUUCUUCUCAGCCUGGGGCGGGAUUUCGAGUGUUGGGCUUGGGCUGCCGAUUCUUUGGACUGAGGGUACUAAGCGUGAUGAGGAUUUUAGUAUUGAAGAGGUUGUUAGGUGGUGUUGUAAGAAUACGGCGAAACAAGUUGGACUUGGGAAGAGCAAGGGCGAUUUGAGUGUGGGCUUUGAUGCAGAUAUUGUCGUGUUCGAUGAUGAGGCUAAAUUUGUGGUCGAGCCGAGUACCAUGCUCUUCAGAAACAAAGUCUCACCGUACGAGAACAAAACUCUCAAGGGCGUUGUUAGGGAGACUUGGCUCCGAGGGCAGCGUAUUUACUCACGCGAAGAUGGAUUUAUGGAGAAGGCCGGCCCGACUGGCAAAUUAUUGCUUGAGCCGAGAGAGAUGAGUAAGUAAAUGGUCAUCCAACAGGGUAAUGGUUAGAGUAGAGUUGGAUUCAGCAUUUGUUCGUAGGGUACCGCCGUUUUGAGUCAUUUCCUUCGGGGCAUCGGAUGCAAGUACAUUUUUUGGAGAAGAUUUUCCAGAAUUGUUUGCGGUUUAUUGAUGUGCAUUUCAGCAUGCAUGACAUCACCAUCAUUGGCGUAGCCAAAAGCACAACUUUUGGUCAUGGGAUAUGUGACAUG
Messenger RNA from Lindgomyces ingoldianus, 1868 nucleotides. RefSeq names its product allantoinase. NCBI's taxonomy places the organism in Eukaryota, Fungi, Ascomycota, Dothideomycetes, Pleosporales, Lindgomycetaceae. Gene Ontology annotation, biological process: purine nucleobase catabolic process. The coding region runs from base 46 to 1641 and encodes 531 amino acids. The transcript has 3 exons. Gene Ontology annotation, cellular component: cytoplasm. The record is from RefSeq and is a predicted model, not a curated record. Gene Ontology annotation, molecular function: allantoinase activity.